This is a messenger RNA of Antechinus flavipes (yellow-footed antechinus), 2238 nucleotides long. RefSeq names its product glomulin, FKBP associated protein (gene GLMN). Lineage: Eukaryota; Metazoa; Chordata; Mammalia; Dasyuromorphia; Dasyuridae. The transcript has 19 exons. The record is from RefSeq and is a predicted model, not a curated record. Gene Ontology annotation, cellular component: cytoplasm. Gene Ontology annotation, molecular function: ubiquitin-protein transferase inhibitor activity. The coding region runs from base 256 to 2079 and encodes 607 amino acids.
GUCGGGUGACUGGGGAGAGCGCCGGACGGGGCUUUAUCCUCGAGCCCGCGGCUUGCUCUGGGUAGUCUUCAGACUCGGCCCAGCCCUAGGUUCCGAGGGUGUGGACGGGGCGCAUCCGGGGCACGCGGUUUUGAAUGUCGGCUGAAGCAUCCAUCGGAAAGGGCGCAAAGGCGGGAUUCGCGGGCACUGCCAGCCACGGGACCUCGGACAGUGUGUCUCUACAGUAAAGCUGAAAGAAAAGUCCAAAAUUCAGGAAUGGCUGUGGAGGAACUUCAGGCCAUAAUAAAGAGAUGUCAAAUCCUAGAAGAGGAGGAUUUCAAAGAAGAAGAUUUUGGUCUUUUUCAGUUAGCAGGCCAAAAGUGUUUAGAAGAAGGGUACAUUGCUCAGGUAUUAGACAUUUUAGAAAAUGAAAAGAACAAGGUUAUCAUUAGGAGUAUGGGUUGGAAUCUUGUUGGCCCGGUUGUUAGAUGCUUUUUAUGUCACAAAGAAGAAGUUGAUAAAAGAGAAGAAUGCUUGAAAAUGCUUGAUUUGCUGGUAAAGCUCUGCCAUCCAAAGGAGCUGCUUUUGGGUUUACUUGAACUGGUCGAGGAGGCCACUGGAAAUCAGAUCUCUGAAGUCCUCCUUCUCUUACUUGAGCCACUACAGACAGUGAUUCAGAAACUUCACAGCAAGAAGGCCUAUUCAGUUGGAUUAACCCUGUCAACCUUGUGGAGCCAGCUUUCACUUCUCCCUGUUCCUUACACGAAAGAACAAAUACAAAAAGACCAACAUGGUCUUGGGCAGUGUUGCAAGGCCUUGGUCACAUUUACUAGGCCUUUUGUGGAAGAAGUUGUUAAAAACAAAGGUCAUCCCCUGGAAAACAGUAAGGAAGAACUGAAGGCAGAGCUGCUGAAAUUUUGUUUCAAAAGUUUGAAAUAUCCCUUGCUGACAGCACAGUUUAUUGAGGUGCUUGAAGAAAAUGAAGAAGAUCCUUUAAAAUCUUUUGCAUCUGAAAUAAUAGGCUUUAUAUUAGCUAUUGGAGAUUCUCUGCCAAAGGUCAUUUUUCAGCAUGGAAGGAAGGAAAAAUGCUGGAAUAAUCCUGACUUGGAGGAAGAGGAAGGUAGCCAGUUGGCAGAGUCCAUGGCCUCACUCGCUUAUCUUGUGUUUGUACAGCAUAUCAGCAUUGACCAGUUUCCAUUGGUCUUGAGCCCAUUAUAUCUUCUGCAGUACAAUAUGGAUCAUAUUGAAGUCCUCUUGAAAAGAGCAGAAGAAUCUGUGUCCUCAAAAGGAUUGGAGCUGUUGGAGAACAGCUUGUUACGAAUGGAGGAUGACAGCCUGCUCCACCAUUACUUAGAGAUCAGGAGCUUCCUCACUGUGCCUCAGAGGCUGGUGAAAGUAAUGACCUUCUGCCCCAUUGAGACUAUGAGGAAAAAAGGUUUAAAAGUGCUGCAGCUGUAUAUAGACAAGCUGGAUUCACAAGGCAAAAAUAUAUUAUUUAGGUGUUUAUUGAAGACAAGUAAUCAUGCGGGUGUGGAAGGCUACGUCAUUCAAAAUAUAAAAAAUCAGAUCGAUGCCUCAUUAAAGAGAGCAGAGGACAGGAAGUGGUUUACAGGACCCCAGCUGAUUUCCCUUCUUGAUUUGGUGCUUGUGCUUCCUGAAGGGGCAGAAACAGACCUCCUCCAGACUUCUGAUAGGAUUAUGGCUUCAUUAAAUUUACUGAGGUAUUUGGUUAUCAAGGAUAAUGAAAGUGACAAUCACACUGGACUAUGGACAGAACUUAAGAAGAUUGAGACAAAUUUCUUAAAGCCGCUGCACACGGGACUUAAUAUGUCAAAGGCACAUUAUGAAGCAGAAAUUAAGAACAAAAAAGAGACCAGACGAGAAUCUCAUAAUCCUAACACUCCUAAAAAUAUUUGUUCAGUAAUGGUCGGUGGAGAGAAGAUGCCUGACAUUCCUAACAUGACUCCCGAAAUGCAACUUCAGGUUCUCCAUUCAGCUCUUUUCACGUUUGAUUUAAUAGAAAGUGUUCUGGCCCGGGUAGAAGAACUCAUUGAACUGAAAACAAAACCUACAUCUGAAGAAAUGUCUCGACUGAAAUAAAGCCUCCCUGCCUGAAGAGCUAAAGCAGCUGUAGAAACAGCAAAACCAGUUUUGUUCGUUCUUUGUGGAGACCUUUUUACUUUAAUGUACUUUUUAAAGAAGUUUGUUUGGUUCUUAGGCACUUGCUGCUAGAAAAUAAAUGCUGCUAUUCUCCUUUUC